GUACCGAACCCUACCGAACCGUGCCAUCUGGCUGACCUCGAAUAUUAGUACGGACCAGAAUCAGUCAGGAUUCCAGAGAAGGAAAAUUGGGAACUUUAGCAUACCAUCCGAAAAUUUUUUAGUAUCCGCAUUCUGUUCCUUCGUUUCACUGCGCCCACUGCGAAGAAGUCCAAGAACCCAGUGUGAUCUGGUGUAGUCUGGUGUGAUGCCGGUCAAAGCUGCAAAAAGCGUGUGGCGUUGCACUGAGUCAUCAUUUGAAAUGCUUCUUGUUUCUCUACAGUUUGAUAUUCGUCGCAAUUUGCGUCUUGACUCUGGCAAGACGACGCAUAUGACCAGCAUCUUCGCGCAAUGGGUGUCAAGUCGCUCUGGACCCUAUUGACCCCAGUCGGUCGGCCUGUGAUGCUGGAAAACAUGGAAGGGAAGAUAGUGGCAAUCGAUUCUAGUAUAUGGAUAUACCAGUUUCAAGCCACGAUGAGAGCGAAAGAUGGUCGUGCGUUAGUGAAUGCUCAUGUUCUUGGCUUCUUGCGCCGGAUCUGUAAACUCUUAUUCUAUGGAAUGAAACCUGUUUUCGUCUUCGAUGGAGGCGCGCCAGUUCUCAAGCGCGAAACGCUGAAUGAACGGAGAAAAAAGAAAACUGGUGCAGCUGCAAGCCAUGUCAAACUUGCUGAACGGCUGUUAGCUGCUCAAUUGAGACGAGAGGCCCUUAAACAUGUCAAGAAGUCCUCCCCGACUAAAGGGAAAGGGAGUGCUGAUGAAGCGCCGAUAGAACUCAACGAUGGCACAGUUUACCUGGAGGAUAUCGACUCUGCUAUACCCUCGACCCCGCACAAGAAGACGUCAAAGGCCAAAGAACCAACUUCGUCAGCCAAGAAGAACAAGUUUUAUGACCAUGAUCCAUAUCGACUGCCUGACGUCAAUUUAGAGGAGAGAGUCGCUGUGGCAACGCGCUCAUCUGCACCAGAUCCUCGUUUGGCAACGGAAGACGAACUGCGUCUGUUCAUCGAAAACAUGCGCCCGGAAGAUUUCGACGUCACUUCACCUGCUUUCAGGGAGCUUCCUACAGAAGUCCAAUACGAAAUCGUAGGCGACCUUCGCUUAAAAUCACGACAGACCUCGUACACACGUCUACAGCAAAUGCUGAAGAGCGCUCCUACUCCAUUGGACUUUUCUAAACAGCAAAUCAAGAAUCUUAAGCAACGAAACUCCCUCACACAGCAACUGCUGACUACCACAGAUAGCAUCGGAAAGGCACACAUUUCUAUCCCCGUUCGAAUUGCUAGUGAGCGAAACAGGGAGUACAUGCUGAUCCGGAAUGAGGGUGCUACUGGAGGUUGGAUUCUGGGAAUAAGAGAUGAAGGGACUAAACAGAAACCCAUCAUCAUUGACCAUGAAGAGAAGAAGACUCAAGGAAAUGGCAAAGGAAACAUUAAAAUUGGGCAAGACAGCGAUGAGGAUGAUGACAUGGAAGAAGUGAGCAUACCCAUAGAGGUCGAGGUCGAGGUCGAUCCCGAUCUUAGAACCUUUCGUAGACACUCCGCGUUGUCAGCUAUAUCUCGUCGUUAUAAACCUAAACCUUUGGCGCCGCUGAAUACGAAAGGAAAACAGAAGGCCGUGACAAUUCCCUUGUUUGAUUUGGAUGAAGAUGACGAAAACGAAGUUUCUUCCGUGCAGGCACAACAACAGGACUAUUGGGAAGAAGACGAAGAACUGGCGUUUGCUAUCCAGGAGUCUCUCGAGUAUUCCAAUGUGCACACCUCGACGGGAGCUUCUUCUUCGCGCACUCAAGUUCCCUUUGAAAUGUCUCAGGGAACAGGUCAUCAGGAUACUCCUCCUGGAGCUGGGUCUCGUUCUCGUCUAGAGACAGCUUUAUCCAUAGCCAAUGCCAGUGCUUCACGGAGCUCAGAUCACGAGCCCGUCCGCUCGUCUACGUCUUUUGGACAACCAUUUCUGCUCAGAUCUACGCCCAUAUCCGGGCCUGUCGUGGAAUCAAAGUCCCGAGUCACCACGAGUGAUACCGUUUCAAACGUAUCUGCAGGACUUAAUCAAUUGCCAUCUCAAUCACCUUCCCAGAUUGUGCCCGCUGUCCCCGUUGCAAAAAAGACAUCGCCGUCGUCUGUAAAGACCACUAUAUACAGUGUAAAUUUACUCAAACCCGAAGUCAAUUCAUCUCUCCCAAAAGGUUCAAACAAAUCCACGAUUGUUCCUCCGGCUGCAUCGUCGAUUAUAGAAUUGGGUUUGCAGCCUGAGAAAGCUCCGUCGAUGCCUCUUCGUGAGGACGAUGUCGAUGGAGCGGAGGUCUCUGGGGUCAAGGAGAAUAAUCAUGCGUAUAUGAUUGUUCCCCCUUUGUCGUCUGAGGAUGAAGACGACAUGGAGGAGAUCUCUAUGCGAAACUCACUCACUAUCAGGGCAGACGCAUCUCCUCCUCCAGAUGAGCCGACGAUAAUGUCCACUUCGGAACUCGAUUCAGAACUCAAUCAGACUACCAUUUCUCCUUUGAGAUCUUCUCCACCUGAAAAACCUCCACCUGAACAUGAUCGCUCGCGACCACCUACCCCGCCCUUGGAUGAGGAUUGGGAUGCCGCUCAUGAAAUGAAUCCUGAUGCUGAGGAAGGGGACUUCGCUCAGUUUGUAUCUCAAGUGAAAGGCCGUAAUAUCGACGAUGUUCGCCGCGAAAUCGACGCAGAGAUUGCUUCGCUGGACCAGCAACGGAAAAAUGCAAUGCGUGACGCAGAAGAUGUCAACCAGCAAAUGGUGACACAGAUCAUGAUGAUGUUGCGCCUGUUUGGAAUACCAUACAUCACAGCACCCAUGGAGGCUGAAGCUCAGUGUGCAGAGCUGCUUUCAUUGAAUCUCGUCGACGCUAUUAUUACGGACGAUUCGGACGUUUUUCUCUUUGGGGGAUAUCGGGUUUUCAAGAAUAUGUUCAAUCAAUCCAAAACUGUAGAGUGCUUCCUGCUUUCAGAUCUCAGUCGGGAACUCGGAUUGGAUCAAGGAACUCUCAUUCGCCUUGCAUAUCUGCUGGGCAGUGAUUAUGUUGAAGGACUUCCAGGUGUGGGUCCUGUAGUUGCGAUGGAGUUAUUGAAAGAGUUUCCAGGAGAUGACGGACUACAUAAAUUCAAAGAUUGGUGGCUGAAGGUACAAUCUGGUAAGGAUCACGAAAAUGACAACAGUUCGUCGUUCCAAAAGAGAUUUAAGAAGAAAUUCAAGGAUCUUUACUUACCUGUGGACUGGCCAAAUCCCGCAGUGCCAUCUCAGAGGGAUGCUUAUUAUCAUCCGACAGUUGACACCUCUGACGAACCGUUCAAAUGGGGUCUACCCGAUCUAGAUGCCCUUCGCGCCUUCUUAAACAGCGAGUUGAGCUGGGGUCAAGCCAAGGUCGAUGAUCUACUCGUACCUAUUGUUCAGAAAGUGGGAAAACGGGGACAAGUGAACGCUAUAAACCGCCAGGGUAAUCUAAACGUUUUCUUCGACGUUUCCGCCGGCAGUGGCACCGCUGCACCCAGAAAACGGCAAGCGUAUGCUAGCAAGCGCCUUCAGCAGGUAGUCUCUGAUUUCAGAAAGAAGCGUAACAGUGCGGGCACGUCCACAACAGCCGAAUCAUCCUCAGAUGAUGACAGUCAAAAAAGUGAGGACAGAGAAGAUGUACAGCCUCCAAAGAAAAAAAAACGAACGUCCAAGAAAGUCAAGGAAAAGUCAAAUUCGGGAAAUUUGGCUACCAGAAGCAAAAAACCCACAGCUCGUCGACCUCGGGCGACAAAAAAGAGCAAUGUAUCUGGCGAAGAUGAAGAUGGUGGUGCGUUUGUAAGAGGACCCGAAGCAGGAAAUGCUGCGGCACCUAGUACACCACUAGCAGUUAAUUUGCGACCCCGACCCAAACCGAAGCCUAAUAAUCGUCGUGGUGCUUUGUCGAAUCAUGACGAUUCGAUUUUAGGGAAAGAAAGAUAA
Messenger RNA from Lentinula edodes (shiitake mushroom), 3945 nucleotides. RefSeq lists its product as uncharacterized. Gene Ontology annotation, molecular function: DNA endonuclease activity; single-stranded DNA binding. Gene Ontology annotation, cellular component: nucleus. The transcript has 11 exons. Bases 349 to 3945 code for a protein of 1198 amino acids. The record is from RefSeq and is a predicted model, not a curated record. Gene Ontology annotation, biological process: nucleotide-excision repair. Lineage: Eukaryota; Fungi; Basidiomycota; Agaricomycetes; Agaricales; Omphalotaceae.